AUGAAUUGUGCACCGGCUUGUUUGUUGUUGGUAGCUGCUCAGUCUUACAUAAACGACCUUGCAGAUGCAGGCAGUGAUGCGGAUACCGAUUUGGAAGCGAGACCUCGCCUUUAUCAGAGCAUCACGAGAGCGCAGCUUGGGGCGAUUGUUGUGAACGAGCUCCUGCAGGGUGGAUGGCUUGAGCAUUUGACUACAUGCAGGCUGGUAGAGCCUGAGUUCGAUGCAGCGACCGCCGUGGUGAAG
Messenger RNA from Symbiodinium pilosum, 243 nucleotides. Lineage: Eukaryota; Dinophyceae; Suessiales; Symbiodiniaceae. The record is from the annotation of a GenBank genome assembly.